Hyaloperonospora brassicae is the source of this 1467-nucleotide messenger RNA. Lineage: Eukaryota; Oomycota; Peronosporomycetes; Peronosporales; Peronosporaceae. The record is from the annotation of a GenBank genome assembly.
AUGCUGCGCGACGUUGCGCUGGGGUCGUGGGAGUUCUCGGCCUCGUUUUGCGUCGGGCGCAGUCGCGGCUGUGAGGUCAGUAUCGUGACGUCGGAGGACACGCGCACGGUCAGCAAACGGCACGUGGGCUUUAUGCCUCUCACCGAGACGUUUACUACGACUGCUGGCUAUGGCAAACGUCGCUGGCUCGUCCACGAUCUCGAGACAAUGAAUGGCACCGCAGUGAACGGAGAGGAGAUUCCUGCCGGUGGCAACCGAGAGCUCCGAGGUGGGGACGAAGUGGUGCUGGCCUCGGCCAUGAGGCAGUGCGUGCGGCUGCAGGUCCAGUUCUCAGACGAAGCGCGCUCGCGCAUUGUGGUCAAAGCACUUGCGUGCUCGACUGCGCCGUCGCCUGCGCCACUGCACCGUCGUCUCGUGACUCCAGGGACAUUGGCUCGCCGCUCGCCACGUCGAAACGUUGUGACAACCGCAUCGGUAGCGGCAACGGGCUUGGACCGGUCAAUGGCUACGAUUGCUGGUAGUCCAGCAGUCAUGAGGACGGGCUGUCGAUCGGGCCGAGUUGCGGGAACACUGGGAAGUGAUGCGAAUGCGACGACGCCGCUGCCACAGAGUGUUUCGCAGAAGCGGAGUCGGGCUAGUCCGAGGCAUGUAGUAGGUGAGGUGAAGAAUGUGGAGAGGAAUGACAAGCAACAGAACACGCCACAGAGUCAGCAGAGGAAGCGCUCUCGACGUGGUGGAAUAAAUGAAGAAGGAGACGAAGCAGUAGCGCGAGGAGGUGCAGCAACGGAAGAGGAAGUUGUUUCAGCUGCGAAAAAAGCUCGGGAGCAUGAAGAAGAAAAAGAGCGGCUCAUGAUGUGUUCUGUGUGUCUGGAAUACUUCCACGGCAGUGCCACGCUACCGUGCUCGCACACGUUCUGCGGAUACUGCAUCAGCAAUUGGUUCCGCCACUCGCUGUCUUGUCCCGAAUGCCGGAACGUCGUCAAGACGGUUCCCGUGCGCAACCGCGCCCUGGACGAGCUCGUGGAGCGACUGGUAGGCCAUACCGAAGCGUACAAGUCCCACGUGCGCCGUCGAGCACGGAUGCAGCGACGGCUUGUCGAAUCACGCCAAUACACUUGUGGAAGUAGCGACGACAAUGGGGACGUGUCUGAAGGCGCUGUUCGUGGCGUGGGCUGUCUACAGCUUGGCAGGACCAGCACUGUGGAGUCGUCCAGGGCGCAUACCAGCGUUUUCACGCGUUGGUCGGUCGAUAAGAGACUCGUGUUCUCUGCUUACAUCAGCAAUCAGUUCGGCGAGACGCGCCUCGCUACGUGCAAGAAGGUGGGCCUCACGCAGCUUGCACUGGACGCUUCGAGCAUGAACGAGCUGAUCACCGUCGCGCAGAAUCUACUGCUGGACUGCGUUGGCCUCCGCAUGACGAGCAACGAGUGCCGCCAACGCCUCAAGAUCUUUGUGCUGUUUGGCUGA